CUGUGGUGUCAGAGUGUAGCUUGCACAGGACCUGGCAGCAGCCACAGACCAGCUCAGCUGACCAGGGUGGCACCUCGGCCCUCUCCAAUGUAUUUCAGCUCCGCAUCCAGCCAGAUUGGCAGCCUAUUCAGAAAAACAGGCAUCCUUCGUUUGACCUCCCAGCCUCUCCAGAAGCCUGUUAUGAAGAAGACCUCCAAGGGAAGCUACAAGAAGUGAGGUAUUGACCAGGGGGAGGGGACAGUGCCGAGCAGAAGCCUGCAAGAGGGCACUGAGGACAGUCCACAUUCCUGGGAGAGAAGCAGGGAGUCAGGUUUGCCAGGCAGUCUGAGAGGAGCGAGGACAGCAAUCGCAGUGGUCUUCCCCUCAGUGGGCUUUACCAUGGUAUCAAGAGAGCAUGUGGGCACCAGGAUGGGUCUGCUGCAACAGAGGUGCACUGGGCACUUGCUCUGUGCGCUGACCCUCCUCGAAGCUGCCGGGAUCUUGGCCUUGAUGUUCUAUGCGCUGCUGUGGGAAGCUGGGAACCUGGUCAACCUCCCUGACAAACGCAUUGGUUUUUACAACUUCUGCCUGUGGAAUGGGACAGCUGAGGAGCUGCAGUGCCUGGAGUACCAGCAUCUGCAGGUGAUGGGCAUCAGCCUACCAGGAAUGGUGUUAGCCACAGUUUUUGUGUACACCUGCCUGGUCUUCAGCAUCUUCUACUCCAUUUUUGUUGCACAUGUGAAGUGCACAAAGGAGAGACAGGGCUGGAAGACAAUCCUCAUCAUACCCAUCAUCAAGACGAUAAUCCUGUCUGGAGGCCUGGGUAUAUUUCUUUUCCAAACCUCGCAGUGGAUUCACCCCUCUGAAUUCACUGGAGGCUUUCUGGCACUAAUUGGGACCCAGGCUCUGCUACUGCUCCAGAUUCUCACUGCCUACCUCAGCUGGGCCAAGCACACACCUGUGUCAAGGCCCUUUUACUGAGGAGGCCCUGCCCCUUGAGAUUUGACAGUGAAGAAGAUGCAAGAGCUAUUGAUAACCCGAUUUAAAACAGUAAUCCCUAUGCAACUUUAGUCACUGGCAGGAAUUUCAUCCUUAGUCCAAAGGUCCAUGUCCAGCCAUGCUGACACACAGCUGUGAUUGCCGCCACCAGCUGGCAGCACUCCUGCAGUGAGCAGGCAGCCGGCAUGAACACCCACAGCACAGCGUGGAAGCUUCCUAGGAACAGCAGUGUGUAACACACCCCUCUGCCUGGGGCACAACAUCAAAGCAACAGCAUUUCUAGCCCUGUCCCACAGGACAGUGAAGGAGACAGAUCAGAACCAGCACAGACUGGACACAUCCCUCUGGCCAUAUCUAGCCAGGCAGAGAAGCAACCAGGCUUCCUUUCUUGGAGUUGCCCAGAGAGAUUCUGCUCCUUCUCCAACUCCUGGAGGUGCACUGGAAAUAAUCCCUUCAGCAAGAGCACCUAUUGGAAUAAUAGCCGGAGUGACUCUGCUGUAGUUCAUUAGUGUAAAGUGGCCCACAUCCAACCCCAGCAGCAGCAAAACACAUGGCAGGGCAGCUUAACAACUUGCUUAAUGCUGAACAGAGCCCUAAUGAGGAAGGUUUCCAUGAGGAAGCAGAGGAUUUUGGUGUAGAGUCCAGGUUUGUCCCCACUGAUAUUAUGGGGCUGAGCCCAGCACUCCAGCAGCCUUUGCAAGUCCAGGAGAAUGGUUCUGUGGAAGGGAAGGAAGCUCAGCCCAACACAUGCCCCAUGCAAGGGUGUGCUCAGGGGGCAGGGUCAGGGCUGCCACAGGCCGAGCUGGGGCUGGGCCAUUAUAGCCAGAGUGCCAGAUGGGGUCUCUCCACCGUGGUGGUGCAUAGCACCGCUCUAUGCCAUGUCUGUGACCUCACACAAACAAGUGCCUGCUUUACCCCCCACCCCCUUCGGACACAUGACGGUCCAUUUGCUCUCCUGCUGCAGUCUUGGUGGGGAUGUGGCUGGUGAUGCUGGUUUGACUGAUUCUUCAUUUCAGUAAAAGCCCUCACAGCUG
Molecule: messenger RNA, 2012 nt
Organism: Phalacrocorax carbo (great cormorant)
Lineage: Eukaryota; Metazoa; Chordata; Aves; Suliformes; Phalacrocoracidae
Source: RefSeq, a predicted model, not a curated record